AUGAAGAUUUCCAUUAUUCAUUUCGCCCUUCUCGGUCUCAGCUCUGCCCAUGGAGCCAUUGUGGACAGAGCACCCCCGACCCGGGCGCCAGGCCAGCAAAUCACCGACGCAAUCGUCGCCGGCAUCAGCAACUGGGGACCGGCCGGCUCGCUCAAGCCGCCUUCGAGCCCCAAGCCUCCUUUGAGGGUGAUGCCUGGCUCGCCCGUGCCGCCUCCCAAGAAAUACGAUCCCAACGUCAAGACCGGCGUGACGAGAAUACCCGGUUCGCCCCUCGGGCCGGCCAAGAAGUGCAAGCCGUGCUUGAAGAAGAGAGACAUCUGCUGCGACAGCGCCGGCAAGCCCAUCAAGGAGAGCAAGCCGACCAAGGGCGCUCCCGCUAAGGGCGGCAAGGGCGGCAAGGUGACGUACAAGGCCGGCCGCUUCGCCGUGCCCAAGUCCGCCGGCAAGGCCGCCGUCUUCAUGCUCGUCGCGCCCUACGCGCACCACGCGCUCGACUCGAUCAAGCGGUGGGACAACCCGAUCGGCUACGGCGUCAAGUGGUUCGACGACGCCAUGGCCAGCCUGCAGGAGGCCAUCGGCGGCCCGCAGCGCGACGACAUCUACGGCAACGAGCUCAAGUACAAGAUGACCAAGGCCAUCGGCAGCGCGCUGCAGCUCGGCUUCGAGACCGACUGGGACAGGAACGAGCGCCUCCGCGCCGAGGCCGCCGCCAAGGAAAAGGCCCGCCGCGAGGAGCAGGCCUUGGAGGAGAAGCGCAUCAAGGGCCUAGAGGAGCUCGCGGACACGUGCGAGAAGACGGCCAACUCCCAGCCGGAGGACCAGAAGCUGGCGGCGGACAUUCUGAAGAACUGCGAGCAGCUGGCGGCCGCGGUGAAGCGCGUGCAGGCCCAGGAGACGGCCAAGGCGAAGAAGACGGCCCCCAAGAAGAAGGCGGAGCCGAUUUACUGGUUCAUGGGGUGCAAGUGCAACAGAAAUAAGCUCCCCAACUAUGGGCAAAAGUGCGCCAACCAGUGCCGCGCCAUGCUCUCUCUGCUUGGGCCUUGA
Molecule: messenger RNA, 1044 nt
Organism: Cordyceps fumosorosea ARSEF 2679
Lineage: Eukaryota; Fungi; Ascomycota; Sordariomycetes; Hypocreales; Cordycipitaceae
Exons: 2
Coding region: 1-1044 (347 amino acids)
Source: RefSeq, a predicted model, not a curated record